AUAUCAAGAAGUACUGAGACCCAGAUAAGAUUUUCCAUCAAAAGCUUUGAUUUUUCCUUCUUUAAAGGGAACAAACGAGCUAUGGAUGUAGUACAUGGAGAGAAUGGAGUUGAAGAAGCCAAAGGAAUUGGAAACUACUCGCCACAUAAGGGCAGUUUCAGUUUUGUUCAGGAAAGGUCUCCAAGAAGUACAUUGAGUCCACAAAGUCCACGGAGUUGCUCAAUUGAUUUGGCCAUUGAUGGUGUGGUGGAAACCUCGAUCGAGCAGCUUUAUAACAAUGUCUGUGAGAUGCAGAGCUCUGACCAGUCGCCCUCGGCUAGCUACAUAUCAUAUGGGGAGGAAUCGAGGAUUGAUUCAGAAUUGUGUCAUCUUGUUGGAGAUUAUGGAGAGUUGGAGGUAACUAAGGAGGUGGUGGUGGAGAACAAAGAAGAGGGCAGUGUUUCUGUUGGUGACUUGACUCUCAAGAUAGAAGAUGUGACUGGAAAUAAGAAGGCUUUGAAGAAGAAUAAGAGCCAAUCAUCUGCAAAGAAUCAUUCUCAGUCACAGAUGGAAUCUGAAGUAUCCACAAAAUCAAGUCCUAAGAGCAAAUCUUCCCAUGAGAAAAAUCCAGUUGCAAGAAAACCAAAUGCAGCUGUUGCUGUGAUGAAAAAGCAGAGAAACCAUGGUGUUCUAGGUGCACGGCUUCAGAAUGGCAUUGGGGACCCUGAGGCAGGAUUGGAUGAUCCAGACCUGGGUCCAUUUCUUCUAAAACAGGUCAGGGAUAUGAUUUCUUCGGGCCAAAAUCCACAAAGGGCUCUUGAAUUAGCUCUUCGAGCAAUAAAAUCAUUUGAGAAAUCUGCAAAUGGGAAACCCAGUUUAGAGCUGGUGAUGUGCUUGCAUGUCUUGGCAGCAUUAUACUGCAGCUUGGGACAAUACAACGAGGCAAUUCCUGUUCUUGAGCGCUCGAUUGAAAUUCCAGUGAUUGAAGAUGGCCAGACUCAUGCGCUCGCUAAAUUCGCAGGGUGCAUGCAGUUGGGAGACACUUAUGCAAUGCUGGGACAAAUUGAGAACUCGAUUUUAUGUUAUACCGCAGGUCUGGAGAUCCAGAAACAGGUCCUGGGAGAAACAGAUCCUCGAGUUGGCGAGACGUGUAGGUACGUAGCUGAGGCACAUAUUCAGGCAUUGCAGUUUGACGAGGCAGAGAAGCUCUGUCAGAUGGCUCUUGACAUCCACAGAGAAAAUGGUUCCCCUGCUUCUAUUGAAGAAGCAGCAGAUAGGAGACUCAUGGGACUCAUCUGUGACUCAAGAGGCGAUUAUGAAGCUGCUCUAGAGCAUUAUGUUCUAGCUAGCAUGGCCAUGGCAGCACAUGAUCAUGAAGUGGAUGUUGCUUCAAUUGACUGCAGCAUUGGAGAUGCAUAUCUGGCACUUUCUAGGUUUGAUGAGGCAGUUUUUGCUUAUCAGAAAGCACUCACGGUCUUCAAAUCUGCGAAAGGGGAGAAUCAUCCAGCAGUUGCCUCAGUUUUUGUUCGUUUGGCUGAUCUAUACAACAAGAUAGGAAAAUUGAGGGAUUCUAGAUCCUACAGUGAAAAUGCACUCAGGAUUUAUGGAAAGCCUAAUCCUGGGAUCCCUGCAGAAGAGAUAGCUGCCGGUCUCAUUGACAUUGCUGCCAUCUAUCAAUCCAUGAAUGAGCUAGAUCAAGCACUCAAACUACUCAAGAAGUCUUUGAGGAUUUACAAUGACACUCCAGGUCAACAGAGCACCAUUGCAGGCAUCGAGGCACAGAUUGGGGUCAUGUAUUAUAUGAUGGGGAAUUAUACUGAAUCCUAUAACACCUUCAAGAGUGCUGUUUCAAAGUUCAGAGCCAGUGGGGAGAAGAAGUCAGCCUUGUUCGGGAUUGCCCUGAACCAGAUGGGUCUUGCCUGUGUGCAGAAGUAUGCCAUAAACGAAGCAGCUGAUUUGUUUGAAGAAGCAAGAAGUAUUCUAGAGAAGGAAUAUGGUCCUUGUCACCCUGAAACCUUGGGAGUCUAUACUAAUCUAGCGGGAACCUAUGAUGCAAUGGGAAGAUUGGAUGAUGCCAUUGAAAUUUUGGAGUUUGUUGUUGGUAUGAGGGAAGAAAAACUUGGAACAGCAAAUCCUGAUGUUUAUGAUGAAAAAAGGCGGUUGGCUGAGUUAUUGAAGGAAGCAGGAAGGGAAAGAAGCAGGAAAUCCAGAUCACUGGUGACCCUUCUUGACACCCACACUGAAAUUUUAAAAGAUGAAGGCAUCACAGUAUUAUGAAGAUCAAUGAACAUUUUACAGAAGAUGGAUCAAGUGUUUGGUUUGUCAAAUUCAUUUCUAGUGAAUUGGAGUGUGAAUCAGGCUUGGAAAUUUGUCUUGGGCAGGGAGUCAAAUGAAAGCUACACCUGUACUUUCAUUGUUUAUGUAACUUUGUAUACCUUGUUGAAAUUUUAAUAAAGAAAUGGUGGGGUUUCAUUGUCUUCGCUCAUAAAGCAGGUCUGAGAGAGCUAUAAAAUCAGAAUUUUGUU
This is a messenger RNA of Rubroshorea leprosula, 2504 nucleotides long. The record is from the annotation of a GenBank genome assembly. Lineage: Eukaryota; Viridiplantae; Streptophyta; Magnoliopsida; Malvales; Dipterocarpaceae.